Calliphora vicina (urban bluebottle blowfly) is the source of this 1813-nucleotide messenger RNA. It is a transcript of the gene SCCRO, whose product is annotated as defective in cullin neddylation 1 domain containing SCCRO. Gene Ontology annotation, cellular component: ubiquitin ligase complex. Bases 212 to 1105 code for a protein of 297 amino acids. The transcript has 3 exons. Gene Ontology annotation, molecular function: ubiquitin-like protein binding; ubiquitin conjugating enzyme binding; cullin family protein binding. The record is from RefSeq and is a predicted model, not a curated record. Gene Ontology annotation, biological process: protein neddylation. Lineage: Eukaryota; Metazoa; Arthropoda; Insecta; Diptera; Calliphoridae.
AGGAAAAAAUAAAAAUAGCAACGAAAUUUUGCGGAAAAAAUAAAGAAGAAUAAGAAAAGACGUAGGGAAGGACAGUAAAAGCAAAGAAGAAAAUUAUUUUUAUUUAGGAGAACAGAAAUUUAUAUUUUUUUUUAUAAAACUGCAACAGAUUUACAAAUUGUUACCCGAAAAACAUUAACAAAAUAGUGAAUUAAUAGAAUUUAUAAAAAAAAUGAACAAAUUGAAGUCCACACAAAAGGAUAAAGUGAGAAAGUUCAUCUCCUUAACGCAAACAGGCGAACAAACCGCCAUCUAUUGUCUGCAGCAAAAUGACUGGAAACUAGACUUGGCCAGUGACAACUAUUUUCAGAAUCCCGACUACUACUAUCGCGAGCUAGAUCGCAAACGUAUUGAACAGUUAUUUUUGCGCUAUCGUGAUCCAACUGAUACUCAGAAAAUCACCUCCGAAGGUGUUAUACGCUUUCUGGACGAUUUAGAACUAAGUCCCGAUUCGAAAUUAGUGCUGAUCAUAGCAUGGAAGUUUCAUGCCGAAGUCCAAUGUGAAUUUACCCGCGAGGAAUUCGUUAAUGGUAUGAGUGAGCUGGGUAUAGAUACCGUCGAUAAGUUAAAGGUUAAAUUGCCGCUGCUGGAAAUGGAACUAAAUGAUUUGGCUAAGUUUAAGGAUUUCUAUCAUUUCACCUUUAACUAUGCCAAGGAUCCGGGCCAAAAGGGCAUAGAUUUGGAUAUGGCCAUAGCCUAUUGGACCAUAGUGUUGAGUGGACGUUUUAAGUUUUUGGAUUUGUGGUGCAAGUUUUUGAAGGAAAAACAUAAACGUUCUAUACCCAAAGAUACAUGGAAUUUAUUGCUGGAUUUUGCCAUUCAUAUUGAUGACAAUAUGAGUAAUUAUGACUCCGAAGGAGCCUGGCCAGUGCUAAUCGAUGAUUUUGUCGAAUGGUGCCAAGAGAAUCGACAACUAUUACAAAAUUACCUGCAAGCAAACUCCUCACUAACGCCUCAGCAGAUCCAACAGCAGUCAGCAGCAGCUGCGGCCGCAGCCAGCCAACAAAAGAACAUAUCGAAUAGUUUUCAAUCAUCAGCGCACAGUACAAAUAUGAACUAUGGCUAACGUUUGUUUACAAGCAUGUUUUAAAUAAUAAUAAUAAUAAAUUUAAACAACAAACAUCAAGAAGAAUUCAAACAAAAAUAAUUAUUUUUUUGCUUUUAGCCCUUCGAAAAUUGAAACAAAGUAAUAAAUUUAAAACAAAACAAAUAAACUACUUUUCUUCUUACCCCCUACUCUCCUCCUCAGUAACAUUACAAGUAAAAUUAAAUACCAUUCUCCAAAAAAAAACAAAAACAAAAAAAAUACUUAUGAGAAAACAACAAUGUAAUGUAUUGUAAUAAUAAUAAUAAUAAAAAUAAUGUUAAAAUAUUACUUAUUUAAAAUAUGUAUUUAGUUAAACAAAAAAUAUAUUAAAUAACGUGUCAUUUGGAGGCGUUAUAAAAGAAAUUCUAUUUAAAUACAAAACAAACUGAAAUUUUGAAAAUGAAAAAGUAAUUACUUGAAAACACUUUGUUUAAUCUCUAAAUUUAAAACAAAAUUAUUUAAUUUUUUAUGAUUUUUGUUUUAUUUGAUUUUCUUUACAAUUUUUUCUGAUUUAUUAUCUACUUUUAAUAUUUGAUUUAUUAUUUUGCUGUUUUAAGUGCUUUACAUUUUCAAAAUAAUAAUAAUAAUAAAACACUAAAUUAAGAAUUUUUUUUUGCUUUCCUGUAUGUAUAAAUAAUAAAAGAAAUUAGUUUUUAAAUAAAUAAUGCUAAUUAAAUAUAAAGUGUA